UAAAUUAUUUCCAGUCGCUGCAUUUUAUGCCUGAUCAGCUCCCAGUUUUAGUCAGUGUUCUGACUGAAGGGAAGGCGGUUGCCUUCCUAAAACAAAGUUAACAAAAAAAAAGACGCGCCUUGAGGCACGUGGGAGGGGGCUGGAAAGUGGAAUACAAUAUGCUCUGAGGAAGACGUAUUCUAAAGCUGUAUUGCAGCUUAUGAAGCUGAUGUAUUAGAAUGCAGUAGAAACAGCUGACAGCUGGCAGUUCCUACAGUUCCUGGCUUAUGACUUUCCCAACAGAAGCGCCCUGACAUUAAACUUGUAAUCUCUUUAAUACAGCAAAAAAAAACUCAUUCUCAAUAAUCAGUUUCCAGCAGGACGGAAUCAGAAGAGGAUAGAGAAAUGACUAAAGAACGAUGUUUUAAAUCCUGGACUUUAUUCUUUCUGGUUGGAGCAUUCUUGUCAAAUUUUGUAUAUGGAUCUGUGGGGUUUUACCCAAGGUUUGCCCCAUUCUUUUUCCUUUGUACCCACCAUGGAGAGCUGGAGGGCGAUGGAGAACAGGGAGAGGUGUUGAUGUCACUUCAUAUUGUGGGAAACCCAGAAUAUUAUGUGCCUGGUCAAGAAUAUCAUGUGACUAUUUCCACGAGCACAUAUUUUGAUGGCUUACUGGUCACAGGCCUCUACACAUCGACAAGCAUCCAAACCUCACAAAGUGUCAGCGGACCUGGCUCGUUUGGCCUUGGGUUCAUGUCUGAUCAACCUUUUGGAUCCCAAUUCAUGUGCAGUGUUGUAGCGUCUCAUGUCAGUCACCUUCCACAGACAAAUCUGAGCUUUGUCUGGAUUGCUCCACCAGCAGGAACAGGCUGCGUGAAUUUUAUGGCCACAGCUACUCAAAGAGGUCAGAUCAUAUUCAAGGAUGCCCUGGUUCAACAACUGUGUGAGCAAGGAGCUCCCACUGAAUCACCCCUACGGCCUAAGCUGGCUGAAAUCCACAGUGCCAGUGUGAUUUUGCGGGAUGACUUUGAUUCAUAUCCACAACUGGAACUGAAUCCAGACAUCUGGUUUGAAUGCAGCCACUGCGUGGUAGGGAAUCAGUGUGGUAUCAUUAUGCAUGGCAAUGCGAUUACAUUCUGCGAGCCAUAUGGUCCACGAGAACUGACCACUGUUAUGCUUAAUACAACAACAGCAUCUGUUCUUCAGUUCUCGAUUGGGUCUGGUACAUGUCGUUUCAGCUAUACUGAUCCUGGUAUUAUCGUCUCCUACAGCAAGAACACAGCUGAUUGGAUUGUUCUGGAGAAAAUUAGGGCUCCAUCUAACACCAGCACUGUUAUCCACAUAAUCUACCUUCCUCAAGAUGCCAAAGGCGAAAAUAUAAAAUUUAAAUGGGAGCAAGAGCAUCUUCAUGGAAGUGACGUCUAUGAGGCUUGUUGGGCCCUGGAUAACAUACUGAUCAUCAAUGCUGCACACAAACAGAUGCUUCUGGAAGAUAAUCUAGACCCAGUCGACACAGGCCAUUGGCUUUUCUUUCCUGGAGCCACAGUAAAGCAUAGCUGUCAAUCCGAUGGUAACUCCAUGUAUUUCCAUGGGACUGAGGGCACUGAUUUUAACUUUGUAACAACCAGGGAUGUUGAUCUUUGGACUGAAGGCAUUGUAACACAGUGGGUGGAAGAGUUUGAAAGUCAGCCUGCAGGCUGGGAAAUUUCAGGAGCUGUCAUUGGCACUGAGUGUGGUAUAGUGGAGUCAGGCUCAUCUCUUGUGUUCCUCAAAGAUGGAGACAGAAGUAUUUGCACACCAUAUCUGGAUACAACUAAUGAUGGAAACCUCAGAUUUUACUUCAGCAUGGGGAGUAGUUCAUGUAAUCCUGGGGAUUCAUAUGAACACGAUGUCACGCUCUAUGCCAUGGUUGAGGGUAGAAAAGAGCAUGUUUUAGAUGUGUUGCCUUUUUCAUCUUACAGGAAACCAACCCUAGUUUCAGUUGCUAUCAGUCCAGAACUCCAAACAUCUGCCACAAUGUUCUGCUUGAAACAGAAGAGCCACCGAGGAUUGAACAGGAAUGUGUGGGCUGUAGACUUCUUCCACAUUCUACCUGUCAUGCCACCAUCACCUUCUCACUUAGCAGAGUUUUCUAUCAAUAUGGGCUGUGGAUCUCUUCAACCAGGCAACAGCAUAAGUCUGGAGUUUUCGACAAAUCAUGGACGAUCGUGGUCUCUACUGCACAUGGAAUGUUUGCCUGAUCUAUGCACAGGCCCACACCAUCCCCACAGCUCUGUUUAUUCUUCUGAAAACUAUAGUGGGUGGAGCCGUAUAACCAUUCCUCUGCCAUAUGCAGCACUCACCACUGGGACCAGGUUUCGCUGGAGCCAGAUGGGCCCUGUCGCUGGAAAUAUGUGGGCAAUUGACAACGUUUACAUUGGCCCUGCAUGCUACAAAUUGUGCUCUGGCCGAGGUCGAUGUACCACCAAUGGAUGCAAAUGUGAUCCAGGAUUUUCAGGACCUGGUUGUGACUUAGCUUCACAGACAUUUCCUACCAUUAUUUCAGAAAGUUUUAGUAGUUCCCGGCUAUCAUCCUACCACAACUUCCACUCAAUCCGCGGUGCAGAACUUGGCUUUGGUUGUGGCGUCCUCUCAAGUGGCAAGGCAUUGGUAUUUAACAAAGAGGGAAGGCGAGAGCUCAUUACUUCUUUCCUGGACAGCACUUUAGCCAGGUUCCUUCAGUUUACUCUUCGCCUGGGCAGCAAGUAUGUACUAAGCACAUGCAAGCCACCAGACCAGCCGGGAGAAGGGAUUCUACUGCAUUAUUCUGCUGACAAUGGGAUUACAUGGAAUUUGCUGCAGCAUUACUCUUACCAGAAUUACCAUGAGCCAAGAAUUAUUUCUGUGGAGCUUCCAGAAAAUGCCCAGCAAUUUGGCAUCCAAUUCCGAUGGUGGCAGCCUUAUCACUCUGGGCCUGAUGAGGACGUGUGGGCUAUUGAUGAAAUUACUAUGACCUCAGUACUAUACAACAGUAUUAGCCUCAACUUCACCAAUCUUGUGGAUGUCACUCAGUCCCUGGGCUUCUACCUGGGAAAUGUCCAACCUUACUGUAACCAUGACUGGACUCUAAGUUUCACUGGAGAUUCUAAAACCAGUUCAAGCAUGCGCUAUGUUGAAACCCAGUCCAUGCAAAUUGGGGCCUCAUAUAUGUUGCAGUUUAGCCUUGUGAUGGGCUGUGGGAAGCUGUUUACACUGCAUGUGGACAACCAAAUCAGAUUGGAGUACUCCACCAACCAUGGUUUGACUUGGCACCUUGUGCAGGAGGAAUGUUUUCCCAGCAUGCCCAGUUGCCAGGAGUUCACCUCUGCCAGUGUUUAUCAUUCCUCAGAGUUCCCACAGUGGAAAAGAGUAACUGUGUCCCUACAACAGAAAACAUGGUCAAGUGCUACACGUUUUCGCUGGAGCCAGAGUUACUAUAUGGUUCAAGAUGAAUGGGCAUUAGAUGAUAUUUAUAUUGGUCAACAAUGUCCUGAAAUGUGUAAUGGACAUGGCUGGUGUCAUAAUGGACUCUGCAAAUGUGAUCCAGGCUAUCAUGGAUCUGCCUGUAAGCCAGAGGCCAUGUUACCUUCAACAGUGACGUGUGACUUUGAGAAUGAGGCUGUGAUAAAAAAUGAUUGGCAGGUAGUUAUUGGUGGGCAAAUCGUCAAACCGGAAGAAGGGUGUGGAGUCAUUUCCUCAGGUUCAUCACUCUACUUCUCAGAGAAUGGGAAGAGGCAGCUGGUCAGCUGGGACUUGGACACACAGUGGGUGGACUUUAUCCAGUUCUACAUUCGGAUUGGAGGGAACACAGGCUCCUGUAACACACCAGACAGCAGAGAGGAGGGUGUUUUAUUACAAUACAGCAACAAUGGCGGUAUAACCUGGCACCUGCUUUCAGAAAUGUAUUUUUCUGACUACAGUCAACCCAGAUUUGUUUAUUUUGAACUUCCGGCUUCUGCUAAGACUGCUUGCACACGGUUUCGUUGGUGGCAGCCCGUUCAUUCUGGUGAGGGAUAUGACCAGUGGGCUAUCGAUGACAUUAUUAUUUUAUCAGAACGACAGAAACAGAUUAUCCCUGUCAUUCAACCAACUAUACAGCAGGAUUACACACCUUCCUAUGAUAUUCCUCUGAGUCAGUUGAGUAUUUGGCUGAUGUUAGCUAAUGAGGGAAUGGGUAGCAAUGAGACUUUCUGUUCCAUGACCCCCUCAGCCAUGGUGUUUGGGAAAUCGGAUGGUGAUCGGAUUGCUGUGACACGGGACCUGACUCUCAAACCUCGAUAUUUACUUCAGUUCAAGCUGAACAUUGGAUGCGAGUGCCAGUUCAGUAGCGCUGCUCCUGUCCUCCUUCAGUACUCUCAUAAUGCUGGCAGAUCUUGGUCAUUGGUAAAAGAAGGUUGCUACCCAGCAUCUCCUGGGGUCAAAGGCUGCGAGGGAAGCUCAAGAGAACUGAGGGAGUCAACAAUUUUCUAUACAGGAGAUUUUGAAACAUGGACAAGAGUCACAAUAGUUAUCCCAAGAUCUGUCACAUCCAGUAAGACUCGAUUCCGCUGGUUUCAAGAGACCAGCGCUCACAGGAACGCACCUGCGUUUGGUUUAGAUGAAGUUUACAUCUCCGAGCCCUGUCCUAACUACUGCAGUGGGCAUGGUGAUUGCAUCUCGGGCGUCUGCUUCUGUGAUGUUGGCUAUAUAGUUGAAGAGGGAACUUGUGUGCCGAAUACAUCAAACCCCAGUGAAAUGACUGAUCGCUUUGAGGAUAAGCUCAAUCCUCUCUGGUUCAAGGUUACAGGAGGACAGACUGGCAUUGGCUGCGGGAUACUGAAUGAUGGGAAAUCCCUCUACUUCAAUGGCCCUGGGGGAAGAGAGGCCAGAACUGUCAGUCUUGACACAACAAACAUCAGGUUGGUUCAAUUUUAUAUCCGAAUUGGAAGUCGAACCCUUGGUUCAUCUUGCAGCAAACCAAGAGCUAGAAAUGAAGGAAUUGUUGUGCAGUACAGCAAUGACAAUGGAAUAACUUGGCAUGUUUUACGUGAACUGGACUACAUGUCUUUUCUACAACCUCAAAUAAUAACAAUUGAACUGUUCCCAGAAGCCAAAACUACAUCUACAGCAUUUCGCUGGUGGCAGCCACAACAUGGAAAACUCAGUGCACAGUGGGCCUUAGAUGAUGUCCUGAUUGGAAUGAAUGAUAGCUCCCUUACUGAUUUCCAAGAUACAUUUGAUGAUUCCUCUGACCUGCAAUCCAACUGGUAUCGCAUUCAAGGGGGCAAGACAGACAUGUAUUGCCUCUCAAAGGAUACAGCACUGGUUUUUAAUGCUAAUAUAGGCAAACCCAGGUUUGCAGAAACUUGGGACUUCCAUGUUACUGCCUCCACAUUCUUGCAGUUUGAGCUCAAUCUAGGUUGUGGAAACCAGUCUCCAGAUUCCAAUGGCAUUCAGCUGCAAUACUCCCUCAAUACAGGCAAAGACUGGCACCUAGUCACUGAGGAGUGUGUUCCUCCCAGCAUUGGCUGUCUGCACUACACAGAAAGCUCAAUCUACACAUCGCAGAGGUUCCAAAAUUGGAAGCGUGUCACCGUCUACUUAUCUCCAGGAACUAUAUCCCCAAGGACCCGAUUCAGAUGGAUUCAAACAGAAUAUUCUUCUGGAACUGCAAACUGGGCUAUUGAUAAUGUGGUCCUUGCCUCAGCAUGCCCCUGGAUGUGUUCUGGUCAUGGGAUUUGUGACAUGGGUCAUUGUGUAUGUGACAGUGGCUUUGGAGGACGUAAUUGUGUGCCCUUUCUUCCAUUGCCAUCAAUUCUCAAAGACGACUUUAAUGAAAAACCACACCCUGACAUUUGGCCAGAAGUUCUUGGAGCAGAGCGAGGGAACUUGGAUGGGGAGAUCAUCAAAUCUGGAACAGCAUUGGUCUUUAAAGGGGAGGGAUUGAGGAUGUUGGUUUCCAGGGACCUGGAGUGUACAAACACUUUGUACAUUCAAUUCUCAUUUAAGUUCAUAGCUAAAGGUGUCCCUGAUCGGUCACAUUCUGUAUUGCUGCAGUAUUCCAUCAAUGGUGGCAUAACCUGGCAUUUGAUGGAUGAAUUCUACUUCCCUCAGACAACAGAGGUCCUCUUUAUUAAUGUUCCCUUACCACAUACAGCCCAGACCAAUGCAACUCGAUUCCGCCUUUGGCAGCCCCACAAUGAAGGGCAAAAGGAAGAAAUCUGGAUCAUCGAUGACCUCAUUAUUGAUGGGAAUAAUCAGAAAAAUCCUGGGAUAUUAUUGGAUACAUUUGACCUCGGACCCAAAGACGAGAACUGGUUCUUCUUCCCUGGUGGAAACAUUGGCCUCUAUUGUCCUUAUGUAUCAAAAGGAGCCACGGAGGAAGAUUCCGCCAUCGUCUUCGUGUCAAAUGUAGUUGGGGAGCAUUCCAUUACCACUCGCGAUCUGGAUGUUAAUGAGAAUACCAUUGUUCAGUUUGAGAUCAAUGUUGGAUGCAAUACAGAUAGUUCAGCCUCAGAUCCUAUUAGAUUGGAGUUCUCACGGGACUUUGGAGCCACUUGGCACUUGCUUCUGCCACUCUGCUACAGCAGUGGUCACGUCAGUGCACUCUGUUCGACUGAACUUCAUCCCAGCAGUACAUAUUAUGCCGGUACCACCCAGGGUUGGAAAAGAGAGGUAAUCCACUUUGGAAGGCUCCAUCUGUGUGGAUCUGUGAGGUUUCGAUGGUACCAAGGUUUCUACACAUCAGGUUCGCAACCAGUGACUUGGGCCAUCGAUAAUGUUUAUAUUGGACCACAGUGUGAGGAGAUGUGCAAUGGACAUGGCAGCUGUAUCAGUGGAACCCAAUGCAUUUGCGACUCUAGAUAUUCUGGACCAACCUGUAAAAUCAGCUCCAAAAACCCAGAUUUCUUGAAGGGAGACUUUAAAGGUCCAAUAGACCCCGAGAAAUUUUUAGUGGUCAGUGGUGGGAAGCCAUCCAGGAAAUGUGGCUUAAUGUCGAGUGGAAACAGCCUCUUCUUCAGUGAAGAGGGACUGCGCAUGCUGAUGACUGUCGAUAUGGAUUUGUCACAUGCCAGGUUUGUCCAGUUUUUCCUAAGACUGGGUUGUGGUAAAGCAUCCCCAGACCCAAGGAGCCAACCGAUGCUUUUACAGUAUUCCCUGAAUGGGGGCCUUAGUUGGGGCGUUCUCCAGGAAUUUCUCUUCAGCAAUUCAAGUAACAUAGGCCGAUACAUUGCACUUGAGAUCCCACUGAAGGCUCGAUCCUCCUCCACCCGUCUGCGUUGGUGGCAGCCAUCUGAAGAUGGGCAUUUUUAUAGCCCCUGGGCCAUUGAUGAGAUUGUGAUUGGAGGAAGCAUUACUGGUAACACAGUGAUUGAAGAUAACUUCAGCACAUUGGAUCACAGGAAGUGGCUGCUCCAUCCAGGAGGCACAAAGAUGCCUGUCUGUGGCUCGAGUGGGGAUGCUUUGGUAUUCAUUGAGAAGGCUUACACCCGUUACGUUAUCUCUACUGAUGUGGUGGUGAAUGAGGAUUCCUUUUUGCAGUUUGAUUUUGCUGCUUCCUGCUCUGUCACAGACUCUUGUUACGCUGUGGAACUUGAGUAUUCAGUGGACCUAGGACUGAACUGGCAGCCUGUGCUGACAGAUUGCUUGCCAUCUAAUGUGGAAUGUAACAAAUACCAUCUACAGAGGAUUUUGAUGUCUGACAUUUUCAACAAGUGGACGAGACUCACACUGCCAUUGCCACCUUACACCAGGUCACAGGCUACCCGUUUCCGAUGGCAUCAGCCAGCACCCUUUGAGAAGCAGCAAACAUGGGCCAUAGAUAAUCUUUACAUCGGGGAUGGCUGUGUGGACAUGUGCACUGGCCAUGGAAGAUGCUCACAUGGUUCCUGCAUCUGCGAUGAGGACUGGAGUGGGGUCUACUGUGAUGAACCAAAGACAAGUCUUCCUCGACAGCUAAAAGACAAUUUCAACAGAUCCCCCUCCAGCAACAAUUGGCUGGUUGUAAAUGGAGGCAAACUGAGCACUGUCUGUGGAGCAGUGGCCUCUGGAAUGGCUCUUCACUUCAGUGGAGGUUGUAGUCGUCAGCUGGUGACAGUGGAUCUGGACCUCGAAGAUGCUGAGUUUAUCCAAUUCUACUUCAUGUAUGGCUGCCUUGUUCCUCCGAAUAACCGUAAUCAGGGAGUCUUCCUGGAUUAUUCUGUUAAUGGAGGCAUCACAUGGAACAUCUUGUUGGAAAUCUUCUUCGAUCAAUACAACAAGCCUUCCUUUGUGAGCAUUCUUCUACCAGCUGAGGCCAAAGUGGUAGGCACUCGUUUCCGUUGGUGGCAGCCUACCCAUGAUGGCCAUGAACAAAGUGACUGGGCUAUUGACAAUGUAUUGAUAUCUGGGACGGCUGGUGAGAGAACCUUCAUGCUCGAUACAUUCAGCAGUACCCCUAUCCCACCACAUGACCGGAGUCCUGCUGACAGUGGACCUGUUGGUAGGAUCAUCUUUGACCUAUUUCAAGAAAGACCAAAAGCUUAUAAACUAAACAAGUACUGGAUGUUCCAUGAUGAAUGCUCUGUGGAAAGAUUCUGUGAUUCCCCUGAUGGAGUGAUGCUCUGUGGCAGUCAUGAUGGUCGGGAAGUUGAUGCAACAACACAUGACCUUACACCUAGUGAGCACUGGAUUGUGCAGUUCAAGAUUUCAGUGGGCUGCAGAACUACAGAAAAGGUUGUGCAGAAUCAAGUUCAUGUUCAGUAUUCCACUGACUUUGGAGUUAACUGGCAUUACCUGGUGCCACAGUGUCUUCCAGCUGACCCUCAGUGCUCUGGUGAUACCACACAACCAUCUGUGUUCUUCCCUGCAAAAGAAUGGAAAAGAGUCAUUUAUGCACUGCCAGAAAAUCUCUUGGGCCAUCCUGUGAGAUUCCGAUUCUAUCAGAAGUAUUCUGAUAUCCAGUGGGCGAUUGACAAUUUCUAUGUGGGGCCUGCUUGCCCAGAUAAUUGUGGAGGACAUGGAGACUGCUUGAAUAAACAGUGCUACUGUGACACUGGCUUUACUGGGUCAAAUUGUUACUUGAGUCAGCCUCUAAAGACUUCACUGAAGGAACGUUUUGAGAGUGAUUCCAUGAGAUCAGACAAAUGGAUUUCUCUGGAAGGUGGGAAAGCAUGCACAGACUGUGGUGUCCUUGUGGAAGAUUUACCCUUGUAUUUCAAUGGAGCGGGCAUGAGGCAAGCAAUAACUACAGAUCUUGAUCUUCGGGGUACAAAAUUUGUGCAAUAUUGGGCCAGAAUAGGCAGUGAGAACAACAUGACCACAUGUCAUCAGCCUACUUGUAGAAAAGAAGGGGUUUUGUUGGACUACUCCACUGAUGGAGGAAUCACCUGGCAUCUGCUGCAUGAAAUGGAUUACCAGAAAUAUAUUUCUGUGCGCCAAGAUUAUGUCCUCCUUCCAGAGGAGGCACAUACGAAUACAACUCGGCUGCGAUGGUGGCAGCCCUUUGUUGUUCUGAAAGGCCAAAUUGUAGCAAGCAAAGAGCGUGCUCAAUGGGCACUGGAUAACAUCCUGAUAGGAGGAUCUGAAAUCAACCCAAGCCAACUAAUGGAUUCUUUUGAUGAUGAAGGUGUCAUCCAUGAUGAAAACUGGAUUUUCUACCCUAAUGCAGUUCGUACAGCAGGUUUCUGUGGUAAUCCCUCUUUCCACCUUUAUUGGCCUAAUAAGAAGAAAGAUAAGACACAUAAUUUCCUAGCUUCACGGGAACUUAUUGUAGCACCAGGAUACAUACUGCAGUUCAGGAUUGUAGUUGGCUGUGAAGCAGAUUCCUGUGGUGAUCUUCAGCCUGUAUUACUGGAAUACAGUAAGGAUCCAAGGAAAGACUCCUGGUCACUUGUGCAAACAGAAUGUCUUCCUUCAACUAGCAGCAAUGUUGGCUGCUCCCCGUUCCAGUUCCAUGAAGCUAGUACUUACAGUUCCGUCAAUUGCUCCAGCUGGAACAGGGUCACCAUUCAACUACCUGAAUAUGUCGCAUCAAGUGCUACUCAGUUCCGAUGGAUUCAAAAGGAGGGCAUCACUGAAAAACAAAGCUGGGGAAUUGAUAAUGUGUACAUUGGAGAGGCCUGUGCCAAGCUCUGCAGUGGACAUGGAUAUUGUAGAACUGGAACAAUCUGUAUUUGUGAUGAGGGUUAUCAAGGAGAUGACUGUUCCGUUCCAAUCAAUGACCUCCGCAGUUAUAUCAAGGACAACUUUGAAUCACCACGUGUUACAGAAAUAAACUGGCAGGUGAUUCAAGGAGGAGCUAUUGGCAGUGGAUGUGGUCAGCUAGCUCCCUAUGCCCAUGGGGAGUCACUGUACUUCAAUGGCUGUCAGAUGAGACAGGCUGUAACCAAGCUUCUAGAUCUGACAAGGGCCAGCAAAAUCAUGUUUGUGCUGCAAAUUGGCAGCAUAUCACAGACACAGCACUGCAAUGUCGACCUGACUGACCCCAACAUUGCAGACAAAGUCAUCCUACUACAGUACAGUUUGAAUGGAGGAAUUGCAUGGCAUGUUAUUGCUCAGCACCAACCAAAGGAUUUUGUACGGGCCCAAAGGAUAUCUUACAAUGUCCCACUGGAGGCACGAGUUAAAGGUGUACAGCUACGAUGGUGGCAGCCACGUCAUAAUGGAACAGGCCAUGAUCAGUGGGCUUUGGAUCACGUUGAAGUGGUCUUGACACGAAAACAGAACUACAUGAUGAACUUCUCAAGGCAACAUAUGCUCAGGCAUUAUUAUAGUAGAAGACGAAGGUCCAUCAGACGAAACUUUUAAGAAUUACAUAUAUACGUCUCUGUCAUUUCUCAUGACCCUAAUAAAUAAAGCACUGUUUCUCAUAUGGGGCCAAUUUCAGAUAUAGGAAUAUAAUUGAAUAACUUAGAAUGAAGAUUACAAGGAUACCAUAUCUAACACACACUGUGAAUUAAAUGAAGUGACUUAUGUUCCAAAAUGUAUUGUUGUUUAUUCUUUUAUGUGGCUGUGUAUUGUGUGAUGUAUUGCAAUGUCAAUUACUGUGACAGUAUUGUAAGGAAAUGUAAAAGCACAAUUUUUUUUUGCAAUGUCUUUGUAGGCUAGUGCCACAAUAACAUGAACAAUAUCAAAUGGUGCUUAUCACAUAUGUUAAAUAUGUUUAAUAAGGGAAUUGACAAGUCAGAUGGAGAAUCUUUGAUUUCUCUAAUAAGAGUAACUAGAACAAAGAUACAUUAUCCUAAAAUUCAAACUGAGCCAGUUUUAAAUGAAUCAAGAAAAGGUUAUUUCAUACAAAAAUAAGAUGUGAAAUGCACAGAAAUGGUUUCAAGUAACCAUAUAUACAGAAUUAACUGAAAUAUUUAAAAACAAAUUGGGUAUUUACUUAAGAGAAGUAAUGGUACUAUAGAAUAUUGAAAAAAUGGUGUUAAAGAAAGAGAGUUGGCAUGACUAACAAAAUUUCAAAGCAAUGUUGAUGAGGUAAAUGGCCUAUUUAUGUCUGUAUAUUCUGAAAUGCCAAACAAUUAUUGUAUUUGCUUUUUAUUAUCAGUAAAAUUUCACAAAAAUACAAAAAAAAAUCCAUAUUUAAUUUCUUAUUAAGUGACUAUUUCAGAGUUUGGAGAUGCAGUCAGAUGGUGACUUUUGUGAAUCUUAAUGGUAUGCCAUUUAAAGUCUUCAACAACUAACUGUGUUAUAGCUAUAACACUGUUAUAGUUUAAAUGUGCAUUUUUCUGGUUAAACACUAAUGUUUUGAUGUAAAUAGCCAUUUGUGUCUUUUUGCAGUAAUUACUUGUGAUGUUUAUUCAGUAUGCUAGCCUGUUGUUAACUGUGCUUUAUUUUGAAUUUGUUUCUAUGGAUUUAAAGCUGGGUCAUGUUUGUGACUUUUAAGUAAGAAUGUUGUAAUUACCCAGUAUAGGUAUACUACAAUGUAUAGUUAACUAAAACUAAAUAGUGAGUUAAUAUAUCACAAUGUUAUUUACUGAGAUAGAUCCAAACUUACUUUCAAUAAAGCUAAGAUCACAAUAUUA
Chiloscyllium plagiosum (whitespotted bambooshark) is the source of this 11981-nucleotide messenger RNA. It is a transcript of the gene reln, whose product is annotated as reelin. Gene Ontology annotation, biological process: neuron migration; central nervous system development. Gene Ontology annotation, cellular component: neuron projection. Gene Ontology annotation, molecular function: lipoprotein particle receptor binding. NCBI's taxonomy places the organism in Eukaryota, Metazoa, Chordata, Chondrichthyes, Orectolobiformes, Hemiscylliidae. The record is from RefSeq and is a predicted model, not a curated record.